Molecule: messenger RNA, 207 nt
Organism: Penicillium expansum
Lineage: Eukaryota; Fungi; Ascomycota; Eurotiomycetes; Eurotiales; Aspergillaceae
Exons: 3
Coding region: 1-207 (68 amino acids)
Source: RefSeq, a predicted model, not a curated record
AUGCCGUGCUCAAAGACCGAUGGGUUGCACCGGCCCUCCAACAUCCACCUAAACACAGGAGCCCCUCCGAGUGUUGGAAUGUGGGUAGACUGUUGUUGUAACAGCGGAUUCCGUCAUGGGCGUGUCACGAAGAAACGGAAGUCGCAACGUCGCGUCGUCAAUUGUCGUGUUCAGCGUUCAAACAUGAGCUUCGGCAAGGAGAGCUGA